UCCCUCCACGGUUCUCCCGGGCCCGCCCGCGCCUGUCUGCGCCCGCCCAGGCCCUCCCGCACCCCGCUGCCUGCAGCCACCUCCGGGUUGUCUUUUAGACUGUCAGAAAAAGCGGCAGGCCGGGCCGGCGGGGCGGUGAGCACGGCCCGGGCCAGACAUGGCGGCGCUCUACGCCUGCACUAAGUGCCACCAGCGCUUCCCCUUCGAGGCGCUGUCUCAGGGGCAGCAGCUGUGCAAGGAAUGUCGGAUUGCACACCCUGUUGUGAAGUGCACCUACUGCAGGACUGAGUACCAGCAGGAGAGUAAAACCAAUACGAUAUGCAAGAAAUGUGCUCAGAAUGUACAGUUGUAUGGAACGCCCAAACCUUGUCAGUAUUGCAACAUAAUUGCGGCAUUUAUUGGCAAUAAAUGCCAACGCUGCACAAAUUCAGAGAAGAAAUAUGGACCACCAUAUUCUUGUGAACAGUGCAAACAGCAGUGUGCAUUUGACAGAAAAGAUGAUAGAAAGAAGGUAGAUGGGAAACUGCUGUGCUGGCUCUGCACACUUUCCUACAAACGUGUCCUUCAGAAGACCAAAGAGCAAAGGAAGCACCUGAGCAGCUCUUCUCGGGCCAGCCACCAGGAGAAGGAGCAGUACAGCCGCUUGAGUGGCGGCAGCCAUUAUAACAGCCAGAAAACACUUUCUACAUCUUCAAUUCAAAAUGAAAUCCCAAAGAAAAAAUCCAAGUUUGAGUCAAUCACAACCAAUGGAGAUAGCGAUGCUUCCUCUUACGAGCUGCUUUGUCCUAAUAUCCAGAGUGCCCCAUCCAUGUUGGUGCAGUGGGCUGCUUCCCAACAGCAUCGUGGGACCAGUCAUUUUCCUGUUCCUCCAGGCCCAGGCAUCCUGAACUUUUCUCCAGACCUCGCUCUGGACUCACCAGGCACUGACCACUUUGUCAUCAUCGCCCAACUGAAAGAAGAGGUGGCUACUCUGAAGAAGAUGUUACAUCAAAAGGAUCAGAUGAUUUUAGAGAAAGAGAAAAAGAUUACAGAGUUGAAGGCUGAUUUUCAGUACCAGGAAUCUCAGAUGAGGGCCAAGAUGAACCAGAUGGAAAAAACCCAUAAAGAAGUCACAGAACAAUUGCAGGCCAAAAACCGAGAGCUCCUGAAGCAAGCAGCUGCCUUGUCCAAGAGCAAGAAGUCUGAGAAGUCAGGAGCUAUAACUUCUCCAUGAUGGCCACAGGCUGCUGCCCAGCAGGGCUGAUGGCGUCACCUUGGGUUAGGCUUAGAGACCUGGCUGUUCUCUGGGAACCUCGAGCUUUCUGAAGAAAUCUCCAUUUUACUAUAGUCACCCUUCUGUGUGUGUGUGUGUGUGUGUGCGUGCGGUGGGCUGAGUGGAAACACCUGGUCGUGCUGUGUUAUGACUGCAUGCUUGAGUGUUUGUGUGUCACGCUCACCUCUUCUUUCUCUCAGUCAGCUCCUUCCACUCUUCCUCUUUCUCACCUCCCUGUCCUUGCUUCCUUUCUCUCUCUCCUUCCCUCCCCCCUCCUCCUCUCUCUCUCUCUCUGUCUGUCUCUGUUUUGGUACUAUUCUUUGUUUUUUGUGUGGUGGUCACUGCUCAGUGUUAUGUGCAGAAUGAUUUUUUUCUGUCCAUCCUUGCAUCCUGCCAUACCUGUGAGCAAAUAGUUCAGCAUUAAGUAUCUAUCACUGCCACCUCUGAACUUUGCAAAACUGCCACCUUAAGACUGGUACAAGGAGAGACGCUUUCUCUCUCCAGUAAACCUUUUGCUUCAGGGUAUACUCUUGGGGUUUUUUCCAGGUAUAUUAUGUAUGAACUUUGUACUAUGUAUAGCCAGAGUUUUAUUUAUUUUUUAAAAAAAGAAACCUUUUCUUGAUAAAGGAAAAAUGGUAGCCUAGGUAAGUUCUUCUUGUAAAAAGUGAUGCUUCUUGGGGGAAAAAGAAACAGUCCUGUACUCUAACUUUUAGUAAAAGGAUCAGAUGUUUUCUUACCUUAAAAACUGAUUGCUAAGGUGAAUUCAGUGCAUAAGUAUGGAGUUAAGUGCCUUUUGGAGGAUUUCUUGGAAGAGCAUUUAAGGAGAUACUUAAAGGAGGUUGCAAAGAUUUGAACAGUCUGUCUUUUUCAGUAAGGGCAGAAAGAAAGGUUGUCCAGGUUAUACUGGACACUUCCCUCCCCCACCCUUUUCUUAUUCUUUUACAUGAUUGGUUUUAAAUUCUCACACUGCCACUUUUUGUUUUUUAAUACCCUAUACUUACCAGUUGUCAUACUGAGCUAUUGUCAGAAAACUUCUUUUUACAUGAGCAGAUUCAAAAUAAGGUCUUUGGGCUGGGGAUAUAACUCAGUGCAAAGCCCUAGGUUGAAUCCUCAGUACUGAAAAAAAAAAAAAACCAAAAUGGAGUCUUUGAAGUGUAAAACAUUUCAGGGGUCAGUACAAGCUAUCGAAGUGUGGGUAUGGGUCUUAGUGGGAGAAGUGAUGUCACUGUACCCUCUUCCUGUUCCACCCACCCUAGUCUGUACACUUCCUGCUCUCAGUGGCAAUGUAUUGAAAACAAGAGAUGCUCAGAGGCAGGGUGCCUUCAGCCAGAGUUGGAUGUGCUCUGUUUUCUCCAGUCAAUAGGCCUAUGGAUUUGCUUCUCCAAGAAAGUGAAUACAUUUGCAUUGUUAGCUGUACUCUCAGGUCCUUAAAGGGAGGUUUCAGAAAUAAAUUAGGGAUGUAUAGUCUGUGCCAUGAAAUAGGACAGGAACAGCUAUCCCGGAGUCAUAAAGUGUUUAGAGUUAAAGGUGAUGAGCGCAGAUGACAUUGUACAUCAGUCUAUGAAAACAGUAGCAGUAAAUGUAACUUGUCAGAAGCAAAUGUUGUAUGAUUUAGGAUAACAUUUGCAUUAAGUAGAACCACACAAUAUAACAAGACAAAGAUGUGGAAGUGGAUGGCUUCCUUCUGAUGAGAGAUACCAUGGACCAUGUUUAUAUAUCACCCUAGUAGGGGAUAUAAUUUUUCCUUCUAAGCAAGGAAAACUGCAGUGCUAAAUAGUUUCUAACUUUCUUUUUCUUUUUUUUUUUUUUUUUUUUAGACAGGUCUUGCUGUGUAGUUCUGGCUGGCCUUGAACUCACUAUUAGCCCAGGCUGGCCUACAACUUGCAGCGAUCCUGCCUCAGCCUCCCAAGUGCUGGGAUUACAGGCGUGUUAUCACGCCUGGCCAGUUCUGUAAAUUUUUUUGAAUGAGAAACUUUUGGGUAAAGAUAUUUUUCAGAUGCAUUUGCAUUGGGAAAAGAUCAUGGAAAAAAUGACAGUCAUAAUUUUUUUUAAAUUUAAAAGACUGAGAAAUUCUGCUGUAUGAAGUAUGACAAUACAAAAAACACAUUUAGUUUUAUACUAAAUCUUUUUUUAAAGUCUUGGCAUUUAAUAUAAAGCAAACCCACACAUUUUCUAACUUUCUGUAAGUUCCUAAAAGGAAAAAAAGAAACCUCGGUCUUAAAAUUUGGUUUUUAAAAAUCAUGAUAGUUUACCAUAAAGCUGAGUAGCUAACUUUUGGUAACACCUUUUGUUUCUUUGUAUAUUUAUAAUAAUGGACAUUUUAAAACACAGGAAUGUUUUGGUUUGUACAGACUUUGACAAAUGUGUGUUAAUAAAAUUCAUAUUGAUAAGUGUAA
This is a messenger RNA of Cavia porcellus (domestic guinea pig), 3648 nucleotides long. RefSeq names its product family with sequence similarity 76 member A (gene Fam76a). Lineage: Eukaryota; Metazoa; Chordata; Mammalia; Rodentia; Caviidae. The record is from RefSeq and is a predicted model, not a curated record. Gene Ontology annotation, cellular component: nuclear speck. The transcript has 10 exons. Bases 158 to 1213 code for a protein of 351 amino acids.